GUGACGCGCAGCUUUGUGCAGCUGCAGCUGGAAGUCAUCCAGCGCGUGGACCCGCAGGAAGUUUUCAAGUUGAAGAUUUUUUUUUCGUGGAAGUUUCGGGAAACCCCAACGAUCCGAGUCCCCCAGAACAAUGGCAGAUAAAGAACUUGACAGAGUCAGACCUCAAUUUGUGAACAAGGUGACUAAAGAGGUGAUCAAUCAACUCCUGGACGGCCUUUUGCAUGAUGGUGUGUUGAACGAAGAGGAGAAGGAUGCAGUAGUUGAAGAGAAUGACAGCAGAGCGGCUAAAGCACGCUGUCUCAUCGACAAGGUGAAGAGGAAAGGAUCUGAAGCCAGCAGCAAGAUGAUCGCUCACCUGAAAAGUGUGGAUAAAACACUGUACUGUGAGUUGGGUCUGUCCAACGCCCAGCCUGCUCAGCCAGCUGCAGCAGGCCUGGUGGCUCAGAGUGCAUCAACUCCUUCAGUCUCCAGCGUGGAAGAGUUCUGGAAGUCCAAAAAGGACCAUCCAGAGGUCUACCCUGUGACCCAAACUUCUAUGAAGAACCGCGUAGCCCUGCUGAUCACUAAUAUCAAGUUUUCUAAUGGAUCAAUGAACAGAAGGGGAGCAGAGAAAGACGAGGAGAACAUGGAGAAACUGCUUUAUAAUCUGGGAUAUGAGGUGGUGAAAUACACAAACCUCACUGGAAAGGCUAUUGAUGAGGCUUUAAUUGACUUCACGAAACAUCCCAAACUAAAACACACUGACAGCGUGUUUGUGGUUAUCAUGUCUCAUGGGAUGCUGGGGAAAAUUCUUGGAGUUGACUGGAAAGCGGACAAACCAGAUGAAUUUCCAAUCAACGACAUUUUCAAACACUUGGGCUCCGAGAGCUGUCCAGAGCUAAUAGAUAAACCAAAAGUCAUCAUCAUACAGGCCUGCAGAGGAGAACAUAGCGGAAGCGUUCUGGUCAGCGACAGUCCAAACGCAGCGGAUCAUGUUCCACAACCUGAGGAUCUGGAAGAAGACAAGCUUCAAUUUGUUCACAAAGAGAAAAACUUCAUUUCUCUUCUUUCCUGCACACCUGACACUGUGUCGUACAGACGACCAGAUCGUGGGUCUCUCCUCAUCCAAUACAUUGUGGAGGUUUUCACCCCAGAGUCGUAUCAGGAACACAUUUAUGAUCUUUUCACGAAGGUCAUGCAGCGCGUUGAACAGUUUAGGAUGGAUGAGAAACUACAGAUGCCAACAAUUGACAGAUGCACGCUGACAAAGAGCUUCUACGUCUUUCAAGGCCUCCUGCACAACGAUCAUUGAUGCCACACGUCUUAGUGUGAUGUGAUGCAGCACUAUUUGUACUUUUUGUACUUUUGUACUUUUUAUUUGAGCUAAGUGCUCGUACCGGCUCGUUUGAGCAACCAGCCAACCAAUUAAUUAGCCAGUAUGAACUUGUUCUCCUGUUAAUCUAGAGCAGAGUGACCAAAGGGUUUAUGAUUCUGUGUAAUAAUCAUUGUGGACGUUGAGUUAUGCCAGUGGCGGCUCCAGAAAGUGUUUUGCUGUAGGAUGGGGCUAAGCAUUUUUCUAAAGGUGCUAUGAAGGACAAUUGGUUCUUAGAGUUCUCAACACACAGAGAAGCAAACACAAAGACAACAGUUACCGAUAAAGAUGACUGAAUAUGUGGCAUAAACUGAAGUAUAUUUAGGGCAUUGCUGAGAAAUGUAUAAUGAUAAAAACGUAUAACGUAUAAGUCGAUGUCGAUAAUUGUUCAUUAACUUGCUGUUUCCAAUAUCUGAAGUGCUGCCAAACUGGUGAUGUAAUCAUUUCAGUUUUAUCCACAGUUUCUCCUUAAGGUGUUGAUUUUCAUCCUCUGAAAUUUGGGUAAUAAAAAAUGAUCCAUUUUCA
Molecule: messenger RNA, 1876 nt
Organism: Poeciliopsis prolifica (blackstripe livebearer)
Lineage: Eukaryota; Metazoa; Chordata; Actinopteri; Cyprinodontiformes; Poeciliidae
Product: caspase-1-like
Exons: 8
Coding region: 131-1291 (386 amino acids)
Biological process (GO): regulation of apoptotic process; proteolysis
Molecular function (GO): cysteine-type endopeptidase activity
Source: RefSeq, a predicted model, not a curated record